Messenger RNA from Archocentrus centrarchus (flier cichlid), 3544 nucleotides. It is a transcript of the gene pxnb, whose product is annotated as paxillin b. The transcript has 11 exons. Gene Ontology annotation, biological process: endothelial cell migration; substrate adhesion-dependent cell spreading; transforming growth factor beta receptor signaling pathway. Lineage: Eukaryota; Metazoa; Chordata; Actinopteri; Cichliformes; Cichlidae. The record is from RefSeq and is a predicted model, not a curated record. The coding region runs from base 135 to 1712 and encodes 525 amino acids.
CGACAGUAGUCCUGACUGACCAGCUUCCAGGGCAGCAGUGGUGGUGAAGUUUGAAGGGGAAAAUUCAGACUUCGCAAACACUCCGCAAGCUAGCCAAACAGAAGACUGACGCAGUCCACAACUAGACAGCAGCUAUGGACGAUUUAGACGCAUUACUGGCAGACCUGGAAUCGACAACAUCCCAUAUCUCAAAGCGACCAGUGUUCUUGCCUGACGAGACCCCCUACUCCAUCCCUACAGGAGGACACUCCUACCAAGAUGUUUCACUUCCACCUCCAGUCCCUCCUCCACCUUCAGCCGAAGCUCUGAAUGGGUCCCUGAGAGAUCAGCCCGACUCCCACCACUCCUCUCAGCAGUCUUUAGGGUCAGCCCAGAAGAGCUCAUGGUCCAGGGACAGUAGCAGUUCUCCAUUAUCUCACAUUGAAGAGGACCACGUUUACAGUUUCCCAAACAAACAGAAGACAUCAGACUCAGCUACAACGGCCAUGACUUCUGCCUUGGGCAGUAACCUCUCAGAGCUUGAUCGGCUUCUGCUGGAACUUAAUGCUGUACAACAGAGCUCCCCUUCAUUUCCCACUACAGAGGAGGCAGCUCCACCCUUGCCAUCCUGUAGCAUCACCCACUAUGAAAAUGGCGGCACACCUGACAUCCUGGUAAGCCCACCACCUCAGGAAAAACCCAAGAGGAAUGGGAGAAUGGAGGAUGCCCGACCCACCGUGGAGAGUCUGCUGGAUGAGCUGGAAGGCUCAGUGCCUUCACUCAGCCCCUCCACCCGCCACAGUGACUUGGACACAUCCUCUCAACAGCAGGCCAGAAUUUCAGCUUCCUGUGCCACCAGAGAGCUUGAUGAGCUGAUGGCCUCUUUGUCUGACUUCAAGAUAAUGGCCCAAGGGAAAGGUGGUGUCCCCAGUGGGCCCCCAACACAGGUUAACAAGUUGGACAACAUGCUUGGCAGCCUGCAGUCAGACCUCAACAAACUGGGCGUGCAGACAGUAGCUAAAGGAGUUUGCGGAGCCUGCUGUAAGCCGAUUGUAGGACAGGUGGUGACAGCCAUGGGCCGCACAUGGCACCCUGAACACUUCGUGUGCACACACUGUCAAGAGGAGAUCGGCUCCAGGAACUUUUUUGAACGUGAAGGACAGCCCUAUUGUGAGAAAGAUUACCACAAUCUAUUCUCUCCUCGAUGCUACUACUGCAACGGGCCCAUACUGGAUAAAGUUGUGACGGCGCUGGAUAGGACAUGGCAUCCGGAACAUUUCUUCUGUGCUCAGUGUGGAUCUUUCUUUGGCCCAGAGGGUUUUCAUGAAAAGGAUGGAAAAGCCUACUGCAGGAAAGAUUACUUUGACAUGUUUGCACCAAAAUGUGGCGGCUGUGCCAGAGCCAUUCUGGAAAAUUACAUCUCAGCUCUGAACUCUCUUUGGCAUCCCGAGUGUUUUGUUUGCAGGGAGUGCUUCACCCCGUUUGUGAAUGGAAGCUUUUUUGAGCAUGACGGCCAACCCUACUGUGAAGUGCACUACCACGAACGCCGCGGCUCCCUCUGCUCUGGCUGUCAGAAGCCCAUCACGGGGCGCUGCAUCACAGCCAUGUCCAAGAAGUUUCACCCGGAGCACUUUGUCUGCGCCUUCUGUCUGAAACAGCUCAACAAAGGCACAUUUAAAGAGCAAAAUGACAAACCCUACUGCCACGGCUGCUUCAUCAAGCUGUUCAGUUAGAGAGUAAGGGAGAACACUUAACACUGCCACAUUUGGGUCAGGGCUAAGAUAAGAGUCUGAAGCAUUUCUACCACAGGGAGGGUGAGAAUGGAUUUAGUGAUGGUGUUGGAAGCGUGUAUGGGCUAAGUAUGUGCAUGUGGUUGAAGCAGCAUGCUGCUUCUGCCAGACUAAAUGUUUAUCAUGUGAUUCAGAUUUUUUUUUUUUUUUUUUUUUGGACUGACAGCAGUUUAUUUUGAAGCUUUUAUGGGUUGUGAGUGGGUGACUAAAUCUGAUGAAGGUGUAUUCAGUCUUUAAAGGACAUUUAAAAUCUUUUAGAAUAAGAAAUAUUUUGUUUGUUUUUUUUUCCUUCAAAUCAGCAACUUUUCUCCCAGUCUCCUUAGAUGUAUUGAAGCAAACGGCUGUCCCUCCUUUUUGUGUGUGUAACCUUCAAAUCAUUUUGUUUUUGAAUCAUUUUAGUUUCUAUCUUUUUAGAAGGUGAUCAAUUCUUACUGAGCACACUGACACUGAAUCCUAUGAAACACUCUGUUUGAUAAAGUUACUCACUGGUUGAGUGCGUCAUUUUAGAAAAAGAAAAAAACGAUGUUGCAGGGAACAGGUGACCUGUUGUUUUUACACAAUAUAAACCGUUUUUUACAAAUGAUGAGGAUAAAAGGCUUUUAAAUAUGUUCUUCCUUGGUAUAAAGUCAGACAAGGCACACCUUUAUAUCACUUAUGUUUUAUGGGUGAAAUGCAUCUUUAGUGCCCCUUGAUCAGAAAGUCCUGUCUAGUAUAUAAAUUUUAUAGUUAAGGUUGGAUACUGUGUUACAAAGCAGUUAAAUGCAAACCAUAGAUGGAUUAAUAUUUCACUCAGUAUGUAGCCAUCAGCAAUCACUGCAGUGUUCACUCUUUGUUACACAUGCUGCCAAAUCAUUCCUUAUUGUUCCUCUGAAGAGAGGCUCUAAAAACAGUUUGUUGGAUUUGUCUCAUAUAGUAAGGUGAAACUGCACAGAAAUAUUGGGAGUACAUUGUGUAUGUGCUACACUACCGUUACUGUUUCUAAGUACAUCCUGAGAAUUUUUUUUUUUUUUUUUUGUGUACAUAUCCAAUGCAGCUACAUUGUAAGCAAAGCGCUGGCAUGCUUGGCAUGUACAUGUGUUUAAUAACCACUUGUUUAAAGAAAGAAAGGGCUGCUGGGAAGGCAUAGCAAAGAUAUUUGGAUCUUUGCUGUUAUUACUGUAUUGAGAAGCUGAUGAAUGUUUGUUUUUGAAAGAAUGCAAACCGUACACAAAAUAUGCCUGUGAUAUUCCGAUAACUAUGCAACUGUGGAUUAACAACUUUGUAUCUCAGCGUCAGCAACUAUUUCUUAGGCUGUCUGUGCCAUUGUAUCAUGUCUAAUAACACUGGCAAAUUCAGCAAAAUACUGAGUGGUCAAGAGUCCACUGUCCUGUUUUCAUGUUAUUAGUCUGUGAGUCUGUAAAAAUGAGAGCCUGGUGGUCUGCUAGAAUAACUCGUAGGACUAAGAUAACUCGUCUCCCUCAGCGUCUGAGUACCAUCUACUGUAUGGCCACCAGGUUGGGUCUGUACAUGGUUAUUCAUACACAGCAGAUAGAUUUGGCCUUUUGUCUUGUUCAGGGAAUUCUAGAGCCUUAAUUCUCUUUCUCACUGUAUUUAAGAUAUCCUGUAACAGAUGUCUUUUCAGAUGACUUUAGUAGAGGUUAUUAUAACCAAAGCCAUAUCUUCUUUCAGUUUUUCUUGUCUGUUCACUUUUUUUUUUCUUUUCACUUUGGAUGUCAAUAGAUAAAAAUCUCUGUUCUAGCCUGAUUAUGCCAAUAAAUUCUUUUUUGGUAUCGAAA